AAAAUUGGUCUCUUUCCGGUAAUUUUGACACACCACGACAAGAGCAACAUGAUAAACAAAUAUGGAGAAAAAAAAACUCUAACAGAGAAGUUAUAAUCGAAGGAUGGCUAAUUCAGCUGCUAGAAAAGGAUACACGAGUGUGUUUUCUAAGAAAUUGGCUGCACUCUAUGUGAAGAAUUUGUAUAGUGACCACGUGAAGUCUGUUAAUAAGAAAUCUCUAUGGUGCUACGAAAAAUGGAGACUAGCGCCCAAAACUGGACAUUUAUGUAAUGAUAUUGUUAGUUCUUCUGGUUGGAAUAUCAACAUGUAUUACAACCAUGGCCAUUAAGCUGUAAAAGUGCAAUUUAAAAUGAAUCGUGACGUUAAAAAUCAGACUCGACGAAGUUAUUCGUUUGACAAAAAUCGCAACAUACCUUCAUUAUUACGUCUUGACAGUACUGGCGAAAUUUCAUCAGAAAACAGGAUAAAAACGGUUUCGAGAGUAAAUAGUGUGUGUAAUAAAACUUCAGUGGACAACAGAGACACUGCUUGUAUACAAAAUAUUAAUAGAAAAAUGACUUCAUGUAUUCAAUCCGCGUCAAAUUACCUUGGCAAUUUUUAUCCGCCACAGAGUGUAUCUAAUAGCUUAAUGACGAACAACAACAAAACUAAUUUGUUUGGAUACUUGGCUGACAUGUUUGGUUUAAAACCAUCUACUUCAUGUUGUUCUGAUAUCAUGCGCAAUAUGGAUAUGUUAAAUCAAAAUGUACCUUCCGAGUCAUUGGCAAAUAAAAGCCAGUGCACACCAUCUUCAUCCUGUCAGUCAAUAUUUGGUGCCAUACAUAGCAGGUUCAUUUCACCUAAAGAUAUUUACAAUUCUAAUAUGACUUUGUCAACAGGACAGAAAUAUAUCCCUCCUCACAAGAGGACGGGAACAAUGUUCAGCAACGGAAAUCAAGUUACUAAAACUCCUUACAAUGCUAGACUCCUUGAAAAGAGUAGACAGUGUCACAUCGCAGUGAACCCGAAUAUGCCUAAAAUAGUGCUUCAUCAAACACCCCAUGAAAGACCUGAUCCACCUGUUAUGCAACAGGAACCUCAUGCUGGUGAAAAUCAUUCUCCGAAAACGCAACUUCAAGUAGAACCAUUGAUUCAUAAUGCCAAGACUACAUGUACUCCAAAGAUUGAUGGUGAAAACAGGUCUCCAUCACCUACACUUGAUGUCAGAUUGCAUGAUGAGAAUAAAAAAACAGACUGGUUUGACUUUCCCUGUGUUCAGGCACCUCUUAUUCCAGAACAGACCGAACAAUCAAGGAAUGUUGAAUGCCCUAAAUCUGAAUGCAAUUCUGAUUCAGAACCUCAUGUACAUAGCUGGUUUAGUGUUGAAAAUGACAAUGAAGUAAAAAAAGUAUCAUCUGCAAAUUCUAGUCAAGUUGAAACAGCAGAAAAUUCUGCUAAGGCAUUGAUUCAUGAUGAUGAAAAAUGUAUUGAUAGCAAGAAAGAUGUUAAAAAUGUCCCAAUAUGCAUGAAUGUAAAAUGGGCUUUGAUUGGUGAUAAUGCAUUACAGAAACCACCCCAAGCAGUUGGUACACCCCAGAAAAGAUCACAAUCCUGUAAAAUAUUAAAACAAGAAGAUACAACUCCUGAAGUGUCAGAAUCAGAAUGUGCUACAGUUAAAACACAUUGUGAAAAGUUGGAAAAGUUAGCUAUUUGUGAUAGAAUUGCGGUACUUUAUAAUCGACAGAGUGGAAAGAAAAGCAGGCCCUCCAAAAAGAAAAGAACUAGACAGAAGGCUCAACAAAAUCAAACUAACAAAAGUACUCUAAAACCAGGCAGGGCUAUUCACCCAAGUAGUCCGGUGUCUUUCACUCUUAGUGUAAAGCCUGAGAUUUGUGUGAAUUUACAUGCAUUCCAAUUCAUCUGUGAUAGCGAUGACUCGGUCUCAGACUGGAGUGAUACUGAUUCUGAUUUUGAUGAAAAUUUCUCAUCUCUGGAGGAUGAUGAGCUUGGUCUUCGUUGCAAUGAUAUUGGCUCCCUUGGGAUCAUUAAAAUAUCCUGUGACAUCCCUAAUGGUCCAGAGAAGGAAUCACCUGAAGCCUCAACAUUCAGUGCCUUAGAUGCCAUCAACAAAUCCUGGCAACAGUGUGUAGCUAAUGUACCAACACCUGUCCACAUUGACAAAAAGGUCCACUUUGCCGAGAAGAAGCAGCUUGCCACAGUUCAUCCCAUCAUUGCCUGGAGUCAUGCCUAUGCAGCAGCUAGAAAAGGACCCUGGGAGGAAUUCGCUCGUGAUCGAGCCCGAUUUCAACGAAGGGUGCAAGAAAGUGCUAAAUUUCUAGAUCCCAUACUUGCUCAGUCACACAGAGACAAAAUUUUCACAGGGAGAUUCUGUACCAGCAAUUAAUCAGUAGCGUAAUUGAUCAUCAUCUUGAGUGGUAUUAAUUAAAAGGACAUGCUUUGGCGAAUGAAAUAGCAGAAUGAUUGUGAUACAUCAUGUAAAUUGACCACAUUCUGGUAUUUCUAAAACCGGUUCACAUGUGAUUGAUAAUACUGCCAGUAUGUUAAUGAAUAGUUUAUUUAGUAAAUAUUUAUACUUACUUUUGUUUAAGAAAUGUAUGUGUAUGACUAUGAAUAAGAUAAUUUAGUUUUCGUAUUAAUUUUGUUUUGACGAUUUCAGUCUGUCUGCAUGUAAACUUAGAAGCUUGUUAAAGAUGCUAUUUUGAAUGGAAGACAUGCAUGUGAAAGUGUACCUGAACAACAUUUGUACAUGUAUGUAUUGUUUAACUAAAGGAUUGUGAUCUGCUUAUUUCAAAUUAUAAUAUUACCCGAAAAUAAUUUUGAUAACCAUAACCUCUGAUUUUUUAAUGAUUUAAAAUUUAAAAAUUACAUUUUACUGAUUUUUCAUGGAACUGUUGUGCUAGACAUUCUUUUUAAAUAAGUAUGAAAUAGAAAAUAGGUUUUAAAAGACUUGAACAAGAUUUUUACCAAUAUGGUUAUUACUUCACUUUCUUUUUUCAUAUAAUCCAUUAGGUUCUAUAAAAUUAUAAUACUUGUAGAUUGGCUUUGAAUUUCUGAUGAAAUAAGUGAGUCACCAUUUGAAAUAAUGUUACUGUGGUGUUUUCUGAUGCGAUUUUUUGGCUAUUAGCCAUUUGCCACAUAGAAAACUGAAAUGAAGUAUGUGUUGUAGUAUUUAUAUUUGAUAACACAAUGUUUUUACAAAACUAAUUGUUUUAAAACUUAUUUUUUUUUUUUCAUUCCUUAAUUGAUUGCUUUACCCCAUAAAGCAGUUAAAAUGUUAUUUAUUGAUAACAAAAAAUAAUAAACAUCCAAAAUUUC
Molecule: messenger RNA, 3315 nt
Organism: Mya arenaria
Lineage: Eukaryota; Metazoa; Mollusca; Bivalvia; Myida; Myidae
Exons: 2
Coding region: 350-2383 (677 amino acids)
Biological process (GO): response to endoplasmic reticulum stress
Cellular component (GO): endoplasmic reticulum; protein phosphatase type 1 complex
Molecular function (GO): protein phosphatase regulator activity
Source: RefSeq, a predicted model, not a curated record